AUGCACAUCCGGUGGCAUUUCUUGCUGACCUGUGGCGUUGUAGUUCUUUCUCAGAAGAACAAAAUGGUACUUGGGGUCAAGGCGACAGAGUCAUCCGAACCCUCUGUGACAGCAAUCCCGAAAGAGAAGUUUCAAGUUGCUGCAUAUGGUGACCCUGCUUCUGCACAUGGAUACCCAACCUUGAAGCCUCCGACAUCGAAUACCUGCAGCAGACAAACAGUCACCAUCACCAAUGGAGGAACUUCGGGCUGUCCGCGACCGUCUACUAUAACGAAGAGAUUAACACUUACCUCGCGAUAUGUCACCACCUCUAUCUCGACUUCCAAAUUUACGACGACAUGUACAGAGUAUAUUACAGUGACGAACACUAAGAAAGUAACAACAACGGAAACCAAGGUAAAGAAGAUGCUUAUCGACUUCAAACUCCCUGCUGAUUCUGACCAGACUGAUGUAUCAACAAUCACCCGGCCCGGUGUCAAUAUAACCACUACGACAACUUUCACGACUAUUUCCCUCGUACCCACAACUCAAACUAGUUUCCAGCCAACAACGGAGAUCUCGCUGGUUACGACACUAGUGCCGACGACGGUAGAGGUGACUGAAAUUAUACGAACCACGGAUUUCAGCAUCACAACAACAACUUAUACCUCUGUCACGACUUCAGUAACCACUGAAUAUGUCCCCACCACUAUCAUACUGUCUGGAAUGACAUCGAUUUCAACACAAACUGUCGUUGCGACAGUCACAGAGACCCUGACGCUUACUGACACUAUCUCGCUAACGCAAACGGUUGAAAUCUCCAUUCCUGGGCCCACACAAACUCUACUCGAGACGACGACUGAAGUUUCUUUUAGCAUCAGCACACAACUUAGUACAUUGACCUUACCACCUGUAGUCAUUGUAACAACGACGACAUUGCCAGCCUCGACUCAGGUUAUCACGACAGAAUUACCAGCAAGCACAAUCGUGUCAACGGUAACAUCAACCUCGACACUUCCGCUGGUUACCCUCACUACAACUAGUGUUGCUCCACCCGAGACCAUAAUCAGCACCACAACACAGCCAGGACAGAUGGUCACGACGACAUUGCAAGUCCCAGGAAGCGCUUCAAUCAUCACAACACAGCUACCACCAAGUACCAUUUUGUCAACUAUCACAUUGCCUCCUGUUACAUCGACAAUAACGACCCAAGUUCCAGUGACCACUUCAGAAUCGACGCUACUUUCGACCUUGACUUUACCUGCUUCGACAGUGGUCACGACGAUCACAUUGCUGCCUAUUACUUCCGUAACAACGCUCACACUCCCUGGUUCUGUCUCGAUAUCCACUGCGCUUAUCACCAAAACUGUGAUUAUAACCCAAGUCUUGCCAACGACAACUCCACCGACGUUGACACCCAGUCCUUCCUCAACAUCUUCAGCGUCAAUUUCUUGCACAAGCGACUGCCAAAUCGACGUCACAGCAACACAGUUGGGGUAUCCGGGGGUUGUAGUGGUAUCUACUGUCGAAGUUCCUGUUGUCACCUUGUUCAUCACAACAAAUCCCGACGGCAUCCCAGUCAGCUCCUCGCUCUUCACCAGCGUGAUUCCGCCAGACCCAACCCUCACCUGGGAUUAUUCGGGUAUCACUCUGACCUAUCCCACAACCUAUGCCGUGUACGAAACCUUCAGCCACAUCUCCGUCGAACCCGUUGGCACAGUCUGCCUUGGCUCCACACUCACGUUGGCUUUGCCCUCGCCGACGAAUUACGAGCCGCUGAUCGUCGUGUACGAUCAAAUCCCGAAUCCAGACUUUGUCGCCCCGACAGUGGUUGAGUACUUGAACGGCCUUGCUACCGUUACGGAACAGCUGGGCAGCACGAUUGGAACAGGUGCAUGUGACCCAAACGCCAAAGCCACGGAUAAAACGAGUACCUCGUCACGAGUGACGACCAUGUUCAAGACACGGGGAACCGUUGGCACGUUGACGAAAUUUGUCGCACAAGCUGAUGAGCUGCCAACUUCUACGGGAGCUGUUUCAGUCGUGGUACCUUUUUCAAGUGCGGCGCAGCGUAUUUCAUCAACACUACUACCGCCACCUUCCACUGCGGUCAUGUCCCGUAAUCCCCCCUUUCCUAUCCUGUCCUCUGGCAUUGUUUCCAGCAGUCAACCUCCCAUGGCCAUGAGUACACCGCGCCUCACCUCAUCCAGUGCAAUGGUAUUGUCUAGUAGCCAUGUGCCUCCCUCAAGCAGCAUCGAUACUUCAUCCUCAUCCGGUUCUGCGCUUCUUUCGAAUAGCCUUGCUAAUUCCAGUUCUAAAGGUAUCUCGACGUCUCCCGGCCCUUCGUCUUCGUCCAGCGCCCCACUCCUUUCAAGCCUUGCGUCAACGCGGUCCACCACUAGCGCCAUCAACCGCACAAGCAGCGCGCUCUUUUCAAGCACCAAUUCUUUCAAUUUUACGGCUGGUGCUGUUGUCCCCACGGGCCAUAUUGUGGGUAUGUUACUUGGUGUUGCAGGGCUUGGUCUUGGACUUUUCUAA
Messenger RNA from Plenodomus lingam JN3, 2517 nucleotides. NCBI's taxonomy places the organism in Eukaryota, Fungi, Ascomycota, Dothideomycetes, Pleosporales, Leptosphaeriaceae. The record is from RefSeq and is a predicted model, not a curated record.